UUUCUCACACACGGCUACUGCCCCAAAAGUCGCAGUCAUGAACAUCUUUAAACUCAUAAUGAAAAAGAAAGAACUUAUUCCUUUGAUAACAUUUGUGAGUUUUGCUGGAGCUGGAGCAACCUAUAUGGGGCUAUAUUCCCUUUCCAAAAGUGAUGUGAUCAUUAACAGGACAAAAAAUCCAGAACCAUGGGAAAAUGUAAAUCCUAAUAAGUCACAAAAGCUUUUCACAAUUAGCCAGAAGUGGAAGCCUGUUGAAGAACUACAGAAGGUCAAAAAGUUGACCAAGUGACCAGACUCUCCUUGCAAAGUUCAUUCUGUAAAUCUAGUGGCAACAUCUCUGCACAAACUGGACAACUGAAACCAGUGUGAAGAAGUACUUUUUUAGAGUCUCCCUACAUUUUUGGGCUCUGAAUGAGGAAUUCCAUUUUGCCCUAAAAGUGGGCAAGCUUAACAAAAUCCACGUUAGUCCAAAAAUAAAA
Vombatus ursinus (common wombat) is the source of this 479-nucleotide messenger RNA. RefSeq names its product normal mucosa of esophagus-specific gene 1 protein-like. The record is from RefSeq and is a predicted model, not a curated record. The coding region runs from base 38 to 289 and encodes 83 amino acids. Lineage: Eukaryota; Metazoa; Chordata; Mammalia; Diprotodontia; Vombatidae. The transcript is spliced from 5 exons.